AAACACAUAUGAAUUGUAAAACUCACGCCCCCAACACCAUAUUAUCACGAAUCCAUGUUAGUGAAUCAUGAAAGCUGACAAACAUGAUACAACUGGACUAACCCUCUUUCCUUUUCUUCACUCUCCCCCUCUCUCUACAACUAUUUCAAAGGCUUCAUUUCUUCAGCUUCAUAAUCCUAUUAAAAAGCCCCUCCUCCCUUCUCAACUUUCUCAUUCCUUCCACUUGAACUCUCUCUCUCUCUCUCUCUUUCCAAAAGAGUAAUGGCGAAUUUGGUUGCUUUAUUUCUCCUCUGCUUAGCCUUCAUAUCCAAUGCUUAUACUCUUCAUGCUAUAGCAAAACAAUGGCCUCUGCGAAGUUCUACCAUUACUACACGGUUCUAUGACUUCAAGGUACAAACAAAGAGAAUUACAAAGCUAUGUGAGAGCAAAGACAUCGUCACUAUUAAUGGGAUGUUCCCAGGACCUGUGGUUUACGCCCAAGAAGACGAUAGACUGAUAGUCAAUGUCACUAAUGAGACACCCCACAAUGUUACCAUCCACUGGCAUGGAGUCCGGCAGAGGCUGUCUUGCUGGUUCGAUGGACCAGCGUACAUAACACAGUGCCCAAUCCAAGGAGGGCAAAGCUUCACCUAUGAGUUCACUCUGGGACAACAGAAGGGUACUUUGUUUUGGCAUGCUCACACCUCUUGGCUCCGAGCAACCGUCUAUGGCGCCAUCGUCGUCUAUCCCAAAACCGGCAUCCCUUACCCCUUUAAACAUCCUUAUGAGGAGCACAUUGUCAUACUAGGGGAGCAUUGGAUGAGGGAUGUAAUACCCAUGGAGAAGGAGGUUCUAGCGAGCGGUGGAGGUCCUCCUCCAGCGGAUGCUUUCCUUAUCAAUGGCCACCCUGGUCCCAAUUACAAUUGCUCCGCUAAUGAUGUGUAUAAGAUUGAUGUUGUCCAAGGGAAGACAUACUUAUUGAGGAUUAUAAACGCAGCCUUGAACAUGGAACACUUCUUUGCCAUUGCUAACCACAAGCUAACCAUUGUUGAAGCUGAUGCUGAGUACACAAAGCCCUUCACGGUUGAUCGCCUGAUGAUUGCGCCGGGACAGACGAUGAAUGUGCUCGUCACCGCUGAUCAACCCAAUGGCAGAUACUCUAUGGCCAUGGGAGCCUACAUGUCUGCUCGGAAUAUCACCUUCUUGAAUGUGUCAGCCAUAGCUUACUUCCAGUACACAAAUGCAGCAGUUAAUAGCUUAGCUAUAUCAGCUAAGCUUCCUAGUUUCACUGAUGACCUUGCUGUCAAGACAAUAAUGGAUGGUCUCAGGAGCCUAAACCCAGUUGCUGUCCCUUUGGAUAUAGACACUGACCUCUUCUUCACCAUUGGACUAAAUAUCCAAAAAUGCAAAUCACCAGAACCCAGUAAGAAUUGCAAAGCCACCAAUGGUGGGGUCUUGGCAGCUUCCAUGAACAAUAUCUCUUUUGUUAUGCCCAAUAUCUCACUUCUGCAAGCCUAUUACAACAAGAUUAAUGGUUACUUCAGUGAGGAUUUCCCUGAUGUGCCCCUUAAUUCAUAUGAUUAUGUUAAUGGGGCACCUAAUAAUAUUCCUAAUAACACCCAGUCAUUGGUUGGGACUAAGACUAAGGUCCUUGAAUAUGGAUCCAAGGUGCAACUCAUCUUGCAGGACACAGGGACAGUAAGUACUGAGAACCACCCCAUUCAUCUCCAUGGAUAUAGCUUUUAUGUUGUGGGCUAUGGGAGUGGCAACUACAAUCCUCACUCAGUGAAGCUCAACCUGGUUGAUCCACCAUACAUGAAUACAGUAGCAGUUCCAGUGGGUGGAUGGGCUGCAAUAAGAUUUGUUGCAGACAAUCCGGGGGUCUGGUUCAUGCACUGUCACCUAGAGAUUCAUACUUCUUGGGGUCUAGCCAUGGCUUUUAUAGUGAAGAAUGGACAAGGGGAUAUGGAGACCCUUCCUCAUCCCCCAGAUGAUACACCCAAUUGCUAAAGAUGCCUCUAAUCAGAUC
Messenger RNA from Telopea speciosissima, 2008 nucleotides. Its product is annotated as laccase-6. Bases 262 to 1989 code for a protein of 575 amino acids. The transcript is spliced from 6 exons. The record is from RefSeq and is a predicted model, not a curated record. NCBI's taxonomy places the organism in Eukaryota, Viridiplantae, Streptophyta, Magnoliopsida, Proteales, Proteaceae. Gene Ontology annotation, cellular component: apoplast. Gene Ontology annotation, biological process: lignin catabolic process. Gene Ontology annotation, molecular function: hydroquinone:oxygen oxidoreductase activity; copper ion binding.